This is a messenger RNA of Cucumis melo (muskmelon), 2551 nucleotides long. Its product is annotated as arogenate dehydrogenase 1, chloroplastic. Gene Ontology annotation, biological process: L-tyrosine biosynthetic process. Bases 99 to 2144 code for a protein of 681 amino acids. Lineage: Eukaryota; Viridiplantae; Streptophyta; Magnoliopsida; Cucurbitales; Cucurbitaceae. The record is from RefSeq and is a predicted model, not a curated record. The transcript has 3 exons. Gene Ontology annotation, molecular function: arogenate dehydrogenase (NADP+) activity; prephenate dehydrogenase (NAD+) activity; prephenate dehydrogenase (NADP+) activity.
UUUGCGGCGACUCGUCUUCUAUAAAAACCCGUAAAACCUGUAAGCAUUUCUCUCAACCUCUCACGGCGGCGGACUAGACCGGAGCCAUUUCGCCGCCAAUGUUGUCAACGUCUCCUCUCCGACGUCUCUCUCCGGCCGUGCCUUCUUUACCUUCUUUCUCUCACCAGCGUCUCUAUAAUCUCAAACCCUCUCCUAUCCUCCCCUGUUUUCGCUCUUUUCCCAAACCCCUUCUUCGAGUUCGAGCCAUUGAUGCCGCUCAGCCUUAUGACUAUGAAUCCAGAAUGGCCUCCCGUUUUCAAAAAUCCCAAAAGCUGAAAAUUGCCAUCAUUGGGUUUGGUAAUUUCGGUCAAUUUCUCGCUAAGACUCUUGUUCUUCAAGGUCAUACCGUUUUGGCUCAUUCCCGAUCGGACUACUUUGAUGUGGCUCGUAAGCUCGGGGUUUCGUUUUUUCCCAACGCGGAUGACCUUGCUGAAAAACACCCAGAAGUUAUUUUGCUCUGUACAUCCAUAAUUUCGACUGAGAGUGUUCUAAGAUCGUUGCCAUUGCGGAGAUUGAAGAGGAAUACAUUGGUAGUGGACGUGCUUUCGGUUAAGGAGUUCCCGAAAAGCUUAAUGUUGGAGUUACUACCUGUGGAUUUUGAUAUAAUUUGUUCUCACCCGAUGUUUGGACCUGAAAGCGGUGCGAAUGGAUGGAAUGAUCUUUUCUUUGUUUAUGAGAAGGUUAGAAUUGGGUCGGAGGAAUCCAGAGUUUCUCGUUGUGAGAAAUUUUUGAGUAUUUUUGAGAAAGAGGGUUGCAAAAUGGUGGAGAUGAGCUGUGAGGACCAUGAUGUAUAUGCGGCUGAAUCGCAAUUCAUUACACAUACUGUUGGGAGAAUUUUGGGUGAGUUAAAGUUGGAAUCUACACCGAUUAAUACUAAAGGGUAUGAGACUAUAUUGAAUUUAGUGAAGAAUACUGUUGCAGAUAGCUUUGAUUUGUAUUACGGUUUGUUUGUGUAUAAUAAGAAUUCAUUAGAGAUGAUGAAGAAGUUGGGUUUGGCUUUUCAAGAAUUGAAUCAAGAGCUUUGUUCGCGGUUGCAUGAAGUGGUGAGGAAGCAAUUGUUUGAAAGUGCAGAGAAAUUGCGUACUCGGCCUGAAAUUCCUUCUCAGAAUGGAGCUUCUCUUGCAUUGACAACUUAUUCAGAGGCUACAAGGUUUCAAGACUUAUCUCCAACUAAUGACACCAAACCUUCAAAACCUGAGGAAAACUCAAAGCUCAAAAUUGCUAUUGUGGGAUUUGGUAACUUCGGUCAAUUUCUUUCUAAAACAAUGGUAAAGCAGGGCCACCAUGUGUUAGCCUACUCGAGAUCAGACUACUCAGAUGUGGCUAAGGAGUUGGGUGUUUCUUACUUCUCUGAUAUAGAUGAUUUAUGUGAAGAACAUCCAGAAGUAGUUCUUCUCUGCACUUCCAUUCUUUCAACAGAGAAAGUUCUCAGAUCCAUACCUUUUCAGAGAUUGAAGAGAAAUACUUUGUUUGUUGAUGUACUUUCUGUGAAAGAAGCUCCAAGAAAAUUGUUUCUUCAAAUUUUACCCCAAGAGUUUGACAUCCUCUGCACCCAUCCCAUGUUUGGGCCAGAGAGUGGUAAGAAUGGAUGGAACGAUCUUUCCUUUGUUUAUGAUAAGGUUCGAGUAGGAAAUGAGGAGUCAAGAGCAUACCGUUGCAAUUGCUUUCUCGAUAUAUUUUCGAGUGAAGGGUGUCGAAUGGUGGAAAUGUCGUGCUAUGAUCACGACCGACAUGCUGCAGGGUCACAGUUCAUUACUCAUACAGUGGGGAGGGUUUUAGAAAAGAUGAAUUUGAGCUCUACACCAGUCAACACCCAAGGUUAUAAUACCGUGUUAGAUUUGGUGUCAAAUACUUCUGGAGAUAGCUUUGAUCUUUACUAUGGUCUGUUUCUGUACAAUGCAAAUGCCAUGGAACAACUUGAUAGAUUGUUCCUAGCUUUUGAAGCAGUGAACAAGCUGCUCUUUGGGCGUUUACACGAUGUUCUCCGGAAGCAACUUUUCGAGAAUAAGCAAGGCAACAUAAAUGCUCAAGAAGAUCCCAUGAUGAAGCCAUAUCAGAACAGCACUGCUCUUUUAACCUUACCUGAUUCUCGUGAACUUCAUUAGGAGUUCAUCUUUCACGUCAUUUCUUACUUGUAUGCUGCUUGUAUACAUGUCAUGUUCUGAAUCAACCAUGUUGAAAGCGUGAUUGGUGUCAAAAACUUCUCCUACCAUGCCUGUACUAGAUUCUCAUCCUCAGUCUCGUCGACUCGUAAAUGAAGAUACGGUUUCCAAGGAUGCAACCAAAAUUCCACUACUGAUGUGAAUUGAUAUAAAACUGCUGUGAGUAAUUCAGGUGCAAUGUAAGAAGUUUUAGGAAAACUAGACUAGUCUUUGCUAGGAUAUGGAACAAGUUGAAGUAGAAGGAUUUAUAGGAAUAAAUUCUGGGUUUGAACUUUGAAUUGGAAGAUCUUGAGUCCUUGCUUCCUCCUUAUGGUCCUCAGUAAAAUAGAAAUUCAUGUUGUUUCAAGCAA